This is a messenger RNA of Phodopus roborovskii (desert hamster), 3604 nucleotides long. It is a transcript of the gene Chrm3, whose product is annotated as cholinergic receptor muscarinic 3. The transcript has 2 exons. Gene Ontology annotation, cellular component: plasma membrane; synapse; dendrite. Gene Ontology annotation, molecular function: G protein-coupled acetylcholine receptor activity; G protein-coupled serotonin receptor activity. The record is from RefSeq and is a predicted model, not a curated record. Lineage: Eukaryota; Metazoa; Chordata; Mammalia; Rodentia; Cricetidae. The coding region runs from base 78 to 1847 and encodes 589 amino acids. Gene Ontology annotation, biological process: chemical synaptic transmission; adenylate cyclase-inhibiting G protein-coupled acetylcholine receptor signaling pathway; saliva secretion.
GCAUUCUGAGUAGUGGCCAAGCACGUGACAUUCCAAACUUCAGCAAAGGUACAGUAAGACUAUGUCAGAGAGUCACAAUGACCUUGCACAGUAACAGUACAACCUCGCCUUUGUUUCCCAACAUCAGCUCUUCCUGGGUGCACAGUUCCUCAGAGGCAGUGCUGCCCUUGGGGACAGUCACUCACUUGGGCAGCUAUAACAUUUCACAAGCAGCUGGGAAUUUCUCCUCAAACGACACCUCCAGUGACCCUCUUGGGGGUCACACCGUCUGGCAAGUGGUUUUCAUUGCAUUCUUAACAGGUUUCCUGGCAUUGGUGACCAUCAUUGGCAACAUCCUUGUCAUUGUGGCAUUUAAGGUCAACAAACAGCUGAAGACAGUCAAUAACUACUUCCUCUUAAGCCUGGCCUGUGCAGAUCUGAUCAUCGGAGUCAUUUCCAUGAACCUGUUCACUACCUACAUCAUUAUGAACCGCUGGGCACUUGGGAACUUAGCCUGUGACCUCUGGCUUUCCAUUGACUAUGUGGCCAGCAAUGCUUCUGUCAUGAAUCUGCUGGUCAUCAGCUUCGACAGGUACUUCUCCAUCACAAGGCCACUCACCUACCGAGCCAAACGAACAACAAAACGAGCUGGUGUGAUGAUUGGUCUGGCUUGGGUUAUCUCCUUUGUCCUGUGGGCUCCUGCCAUCUUGUUCUGGCAAUACUUUGUGGGGAAGAGAACUGUGCCCCCAGGAGAAUGUUUCAUUCAGUUCCUGAGUGAGCCCACCAUCACCUUCGGCACGGCGAUUGCAGCCUUUUAUAUGCCCGUCACCAUCAUGACUAUUUUAUAUUGGAGGAUCUAUAAGGAAACUGAAAAACGUACCAAAGAGCUGGCUGGGCUGCAAGCCUCUGGGACAGAAGCUGAGGCAGAAAACUUUGUCCACCCCACUGGCAGUUCUCGAAGCUGCAGCAGCUAUGAACUACAACAGCAAAGCAUGAAGCGCUCAUCCAGGAGGAAGUAUGGUCGCUGUCACUUCUGGUUCACAACCAAGAGCUGGAAGCCCAGUGUUGAGCAGAUGGACCAAGACCACAGUAGCAGUGACAGCUGGAAUAACAAUGAUGCUGCUGCCUCCCUGGAAAACUCUGCCUCCUCCGAUGAAGAGGACAUUGGCUCGGAGACCAGAGCCAUCUACUCUAUUGUACUCAAGCUUCCAGGUCAUAGCACCAUCCUCAACGCUACCAAGCUACCCUCCUCAGACAACCUGCAGGUGCCAGAUGAGGACCUGGGGACUGUUGAUGUGGAGAGAAAUGCCAAUAAGCUUCAAGCCCAGAAGAGCAUGGAUGAUGGUGACAGUUGUCAGAAGGACUUCUCCAAGCUUCCCAUUCAGUUAGAGUCUGCUUUGGAUACAACCAAGACCUCUGACACCAACUCCUCGGUGGAUAAGACCACAGCCACUCUACCACUGUCCUUCAAGGAAGCCACACUGGCUAAGAGGUUUGCUCUGAAGACCAGAAGUCAGAUCACCAAGCGGAAAAGAAUGUCACUCAUCAAGGAGAAGAAGGCAGCCCAAACCCUCAGUGCCAUCUUGCUGGCCUUCAUCAUCACAUGGACCCCCUACAACAUCAUGGUCCUGGUGAAUACCUUCUGUGAUAGCUGCAUCCCCAAAACCUAUUGGAAUCUGGGCUACUGGCUAUGCUAUAUCAACAGCACCGUGAACCCCGUGUGCUAUGCCCUGUGCAACAAAACAUUCAGAACCACCUUCAAGAUGCUUCUCUUAUGCCAGUGUGACAAAAGAAAGAGACGCAAACAGCAGUACCAGCAAAGACAGUCAGUCAUUUUUCACAAGCGAGUGCCCGAGCAGGCCUUGUAGAAAAAGGGUUUGUCAGUAGCAGUGACCACACAUGCACAUCAGCCCACACAGCCUAGCAGGAGUCUGGCGCAAGUGGGAGGCCAUUCCUGAUGGUGAUAAAAGGGGUUUUAUCAACCACAUGGGAGAGAAGCUGCCUGUUUACUGAUCCAUUGAAUAAACUGAUUUUGGCCAAAUGCCAAUUCAGCAGGAAAGAAAGGAAAGCAUACUGCUGAAUAUAAAGAAAUAUAUUCUGAAAUAGACUUUUAAGUGUUUUUUUCUUAAAGAGAAAAAAAUAUAUUGUCUUGAAGCAAGUAUCCUCUGAAAUUGGUUUGCCUAGGUCUUUUAACUCCCAUCAGCUCUGAAAUCACAGGCGAGCCUCGCUGCACUCGUUGCCAUGUGCUCUUCCAAAGGGUCCCAAAGUGUUCAUCCAGACCCCAUGUGAAGCGCAGCAGGCUUGGAUAUCUGUGGUUCUGAGUUAUUUUGUACAUUGCAAAGCUGACACCUCUUGUCCCAAUCAGCUUCUGUCCCCUUUUGGUGUGUUGUUAAACUCUAUUUGUGGAUUUGAUUCUUGGUUCUUGCAAAGUACUGUUUUGUGCAGUUCAAGUUUCAUACAAAUAAAAUUGCAUAUGAAUACAUGCAUACCUAUAUAUGUGUGAGUUCAGCACGCACACACAUAGUGUAUAUAACCUGUUGGGGAACACCGAACUGGCCAAAUGUUCCUACCAUAUAUGCUUUCAGUACUUUGGUAACUGAAAUUCUCUAGGAUCCUAAUAUGAUACGAAAGUGAAUUAAGCCCGGUUUAAUGUUGUGUUAGGGUUUGGGUUUUUGACACUGGAGUUAUUUUCCACAAACCACCCUGAAGAAUAAUAUCCACCCCAGAGAAGCCAGGCCUUCUCAUCAAACCUGUGCUAGACGGAAAGUCUCAAGGGUCAGUCGGUACCACGUCUUGACUGGACUCUGAAUGCGUACUGUCUCCUUGGCUGUUAGCUCUAUCUACAGAGCUGAACUAGGGCCCCUCUGAGCUCAAAUGAAUGAACUUAUGUACAUGUUUGAAUUUAGUCGUCCAAAUCUGAAUGUUUCAAAACAAAAUUUCUGGGAUCUAAACUGCUUGAAACUCAAUCCUAGAGUCACCUUUGAAUGUCACAUACAGCAAUAUAUCUACAUUUACAUGGAAAAACGAAGGAAAUACUGUGCCAGGGCCUGACAGAAAGUAUUGUAUUUCACUCCCUGCUACUUGGCACCUUCUGGAGGAAAGUAGGGCUUACCUCCUGUUAUUUAGCAGGAGCCAGGACCUUCUGGUUGUCACCGUAUAAUCUUCACCCAGGAACGGUUGGUGUCUAAGAAGCCACAGGUCCUCUGAAGAAAAAAUUGCACUUGAAAGUAUUGCUUCAAAAUGUAUUUCUUUCCAUUGUGACAAGCAAAUUUUGCAUUAUCCUUUGAAUUGCCCCAAGUGCACCGUGUUUUCUCCGGGGGAGGGGGUCUGCUGCUCUUGUUCUCGUGGCUGCUGUAUUGUUGGGUUCCUUCCUUCUUUUCCUUCUGCUGGGACUGUGUGGGGAGCGGGUGGGGGGAUGGGAGGGCUGUGGAGAACCCUUCCCUUGUGCAGGGCAUCCAUCUGUGUUGUGAACCCAGAGCUGGGGCCAAAGCUGCUUUUGUAUUCAGUGUGAGGUGGUGUUUACAGCCGACUUUGACAUCAGUGGAUGUGUUCUCAGUGGUGUGUCUGUACCUAAACUAUUUAAUGUUGUGUCAUGUUUAUAUAAAGAAUAUUUAUGCAUACUUCA